Lytechinus pictus (painted urchin) is the source of this 5154-nucleotide messenger RNA. RefSeq lists its product as uncharacterized. The record is from RefSeq and is a predicted model, not a curated record. Bases 10 to 1629 code for a protein of 539 amino acids. Lineage: Eukaryota; Metazoa; Echinodermata; Echinoidea; Temnopleuroida; Toxopneustidae. Gene Ontology annotation, cellular component: Golgi membrane. Gene Ontology annotation, biological process: protein palmitoylation. Gene Ontology annotation, molecular function: protein binding; palmitoyltransferase activity. The transcript is spliced from 11 exons.
UAGCCAAAAAUGAAUACUCACCAACAAACUCAGAGAAGAUCGAACACAGAAAAUGAUCCUGGAAAUGAAGAUCACGAUCAUAAACACGAUGGGAAAGGUUGUUGCUCUGGUAACAAAGCUCAGCCGAAGCCGAUGGAUAUUUUUCAAGCUGUGAAGUCGGGGUAUUUGAUGAGAGUGCAGGAGCUGUUGGAGCUAGAAGGGCCUAGUAUUUUCACAGAGCAAGAUGAUAAAGGUCAUACACCGGUCCACUGGGCUUGCCUUGGUGGACUCGCGAACAUUGUCAGGAUCAUGGUCCAGUGUAAAGUCCCUUUGGAUACCCAGAGUAAGAAUGACCUUGGUGCUAGGCCGAUCCACUGGGCAUGUGUGAACGGCCACAUAGCAGUGGUAGAUAUUCUUCUCCAGGCUGGUGUAAAUAUAGAUACUGUAGAUAAUAAGGGCUGUUCACCUCUGAUCAUAGCUUGCCAGUACGGCCAGACACAGCUCUCUGGUUACCUCAUGGGUAAGGGGGCAAGGCUUCAACUCACCGACAGAGAAGGGGACAAUGCAUUGCAUUGGGCUGCAUUUAAAGGUUUCUGCGAGCUGACAAGAUUACUCAUUUAUUCUGGAUUCAACCCAAGACAAAAGGAUAACUAUGGUCAGACCCCCCUUCAUCUUGCCUGCAUCAAUGGUGACCUAAACACAGUCAAGAUGCUCUGUGAGCAGGAUGGCGUAGAGGUCGAUUUAGAGGACCAUAACCACAAGACACCCCUACUACUAGCUAAAGGACGUAACCAUACAGAGAUCAUGGGCUACCUUGACAAGGAGACAAAGAAUAUAAAGAGUGUCAUACCCAGGAUAGAUCUCAAAACUAUCAUGUUUGGUCCCCCGGGCAAUAGCAAGGCUCCAUUUCUUUUCUUUGUAAUCAGUGUACUAUUCUGGGGCUAUCCCAUGUAUGUUAUAAGGUGUUUUCCAGCCACAUUUGCAUCAUAUCCGGGUCUGCAUAUGGUCUUCAUAGCAAACAAUGUCUUCAUGUGGUUUACGUUUUACCAAGCUUACACAAAAGAUCCCGGCUUCUUGCCCAGGAAUUCACCAGAAUACGACCAGGCUAUUCGACAGGUUGCCCAGUUUGAUGAAUGGAAGCAAGGGCAAAAUCCACUGAGCAGAUUAUGUCAUACGUGUAGACUGGUCAAACCAUAUCGCACCAAGCAUUGCAGAACGUGUAACCGAUGUGUCCUUCAUUUCGAUCACCAUUGUCCUUACAUAUAUAAUUGUGUUGGUUUAAAAAAUAGAACAUACUUCAUGGGUUUUACGACUUCGGUAUCAACAAUGAUGAUUAUGGUAGUGUAUUUUGCUGCAAUCCUAUUAAGGAAUGAGGGAUGGAACUGGCUUUAUCUUAUCGGUAUCAUUGAAGCCGUAUUCUUUGGGAUCAUCGCUACCGGUCUGUGCUCAAUAGGGUGGUACAUGGCCGUGGUCAACAUCAACACCAACGAGCGCAUCAACUUCAAGCGAUACAAUUACCUCAAGGACGCCAGCGGGAACUAUCACAAUCCCUACGACAAGGGCAUCCUCCGCAAUCUUGACGACUUCUUCCGGGGCAAGAACCACAUGACAGACGAGGAGGUUGACCAGUCUAGAAUCUAUGUUGUAUGAUAUUACCACCUGCUAAUAAAACUAUAUUUAUAUUUUGCUGGGAUAUUGUCGAAGUCGGCCUUGAGGCCACGUUUUGCCAGCCUUGGCUUCGGGCCAAGUCACAUGUACAGUAUCUAUGGGAUAAGGUUUUCUCCAGUAGACUUGAGACUCAGAAGUGCUGGCCUCGAUUACAUCCCUGAUCGUUAUUCUCUACUGUUUAUCAGCCCAUACAUGUACGUACCAAGGUCCCGUUUCAUAAAGACUUGAUUUAAUCAACCAAUUAACAAUUUCUACAACAAGUCUACUACUGUAUAAGCUGUUAUUUUCGCGGAUUUCGCGAAUUGCCGAUCGGCCGUGAAUUUAACAACACACAAAAAUAUUGACACAUUUAUUAGUCAGUGCCAAUAUCCCCGACAGCAAAGCUCUCCUGUUGAAAACAUUCUGUGUAGUGUAAAAGUGGAGAUAUGCACCUCUAUAUGUACAAAAAUAAGGUUUAGAAAGUACAGUUAUUGAUUCAAAAAGUUAGCUAGAAUUUAACUUCUUUUAUUUCGCAAACAAAAUCAGAGCCUAAACUAUUUUCUUACAUAAUUUUUAUCAAUAUUUAUUCACUCACUGUAAUAUUACAAUGUAUUUUCCAUGAAAUAAUUUGAUUUUAUUGUCAUCUGAUUGACUAUAUACACACAUAUUGGCAGCUAUUUGCAUACUCAUUAAUAUUCAUAAGUCACAUGACCAGAGCUUUCAGAUGUGUAAGAUUCUGUUCACAAAAUUCAACAUUUUUGCACUUUUACCAACUUUUUGAGAAAUGAAUCUAACAAAACACAAAUUCCAAAGAUCGCUUAACCCUAUGGAUUACAGAUCAAACUGUGACAUGAUGAAUUCUUAGAUCUAAAGGUAAAAUAAAUAGAAAUUUAAGCCACCUUUUUCCACUUUUUGUAACUGUUUUUAUAGGGACAUAUUUGUGUACAAAACACACAUCCGCAAAGUGAAUUUGAAGAGUAUUGAUUUGCACAUGAUUUGCACUAGUUUUGCUUCUUUGAAAUGCAGUGGAAGUGUUUUGUACUUCUUCCGAUCGCGAAUUUAACAACCCGCAAGCGACUUUGCUCUGUAGGCGAAAAUAACAGCUUGUACAGUAUCAUCCAAUCAGAUUGGAUGAUUUCAGUAGCUUUAAACUGUUAUUUAAAUUUGUAACAAGUUUUGUGAAAUGGACGCUCGGACGAUGCUAUGUUUUUACUGGAUGAUGUCACAGAGAGCAACUUGCUGUUUUGUAGCCCUUUUGUACGGUAAAACGGCUAUAAAACAGAGAAAUAGUCCAAUUAGUUUAUCUCCAUAGACUUAAGUUCAUGAAACAGGUACAAAUGGCUAAUUUUGUUUAUUUUACACAGCUUUGCUCACUCACUGCGUGUAUUUUGUACUACGCAUAUUUAUUUUAACCUUUUAUUUUUGCUGGUAUCUUAUCCCCCUGACCCUUAUUGCAAUGGUAUAUGAGCUGAGCAUGAUGCUAUAUGUUGUAUUUGGUUACUCUAUGCAGAUCUCUGUGCCCAGUUUUGGUAGCUUAGGGGCUAAAUGUAUGUGCUAGUAUUUAUUCUUGUUCUUUGAGAAUGAAUCCAAUAUUCGGUCCUCAUCUUUUCCCUGUAUCAUGAGCAAUGGGGGGGGGGGGUGGAUUGGAGAGGCUCUGUCACCACGAGAUGGACACAAUGUUCGUACGUGACCUUUCAAAAUUGGCACCAACACCAUCGUUCAUUUUCAAAAUAUCCAAAGGAAGUAAUUUAUCAUGUCCCACCAUAUAUAUUGCCUCAGAUAUUCUAUUUUCCUGAUAGAAGAUGAAAUAUAAUAUACCGUUUACACAUAUUAGGGUGUAGAACAAUAUAGCCUUUCCCCUUUCCCACUGUACGUGCAUACAUGUACAUGUACAUCUGCUGGCCAUGGAAAGCAAACCCUGUUACAUUUUUUUUUGGUACUACAUGUAGCAUGGUGUCCUAUUAAUGGCCAUGAUCCCCUGGGGCUUCAGAUCCACCGCAAAGGCCAGUCUUUCAUGGGAAAUAACAUCCCCCUUUCCUCCCUGAUGGUUCCUGUGAGGCGUUUUAUCAACAAUCAAAGUCUGCCAGGUUGCCAAAUCUGAGAACUUUCCUUGGAUUUGAUUAGCUGAGAAACACAUUGUCUCUGGGCUGUUGAAACCUUGUAUCUCAAAAUUGAAAUGUUUUGAUGACAGCUCAGAAUAAGCUUGAUUUUAGAGUAUAACAUGGGAAGCAGCCUCCCUUUGCCUAGGAAGGGUUCUUUACAGGUAUCAGGAGAAUGUGUCACACAAUAUAAGAAUGUCACCAUUGCCAUACAUGUAUUUUGAAACUUCAGCUUUUUCUAAGCUGCCCUCAAAAUACUUACAUUUUGAGAUACGAGGUUUUAACAGCCCAGCAACAAUGUGCACCUGACUGUUACUAUGGUAACUGUCAGAAUUUGACAACUUCCAUGAAUCUAGCGUAAUAUUUAUUUCCAAUUCAACUCAUCUUCCAUGAUUUAAAGUAAUGCUAAAAACCAGAGAUGCCGCUAUAUUUUCGCCCAUAGAAAACACCUUUUCAUGUAGGAAGAGGUAAUUGUAGAUGAUCAUUAGACAUUUUCUUAUCUCUGAUAAACAGAAUGAAAAGGCUAGAUGUUAUUCCAUGUUUUAUUUUAGUUAAUUUCAGUGGUGUGGGACACACAUCCCCAAUAAAAAAAAAGAUAAAAAAUUGAAAGAUUUGAAUAACUUUAAUUUUUGUUGCAGAAAAAUUGAUGUUUCACUUCAGGAAUAUGCUAAAUUAAGUACUGACCACAAACUAACAAGGGAUGUCAUAUAAUCUUGCAUUUUGCAGGUUUGUUAUCGUGAAUAAAAAAUGUUGAUCUUCUCUCGUGUUGAUCAUUUACAAUAUGCAAAAUAUUGCAAAUAGAUAUCUGGUAUUUUAACAGAAUCUUUUAAUAAAAGACUUUGAAUAUAUUUCUAAUAGUGGAAGAGGCAUAAGAACAGUCAAGAAUCCAGAGAUCAACACGUGGUUAUUUUACCUAGUAAUAAUUCAUUUAAAAUGACAAAUUUUUACUUAUUUCAUUUUAUUAUGAUUAAUAUUUUUAUUAUUAUUUUGAAGGGGUUUGAUACUGAGACAAAGUUUUAUGGCGAACGGGGUUUGCGCAUGAAGCGCCGGAACUCUGGAAUAGUAUCCCACACAAGUUGAUACAAUUGGGCAAUUUAAAUCUGCAUUGAAAACAUAUUUAUUUAACUGAAAAGAAUAUUAUCAAAGCAUUACCAGAAGCUUCCCUCAUCUUUUCCUUUUUUUUCCUAAAGCGCAUUGAGACCUUUGUAAGGUGUAAUGCGCUAUACAAAAGCUGUUCUAUUAUGAUUAUUAUUGAGUGUUUGUUUACUAUGGAAAAUUAUAUUUGAACCUUGCCAUUUUAUUAUUUCCUAUUGAAAUUGCAAACUUCUAAUCUCUUACCUUAUUCAGCAUUUACCCCGUUCUACUGAUAUUUAUGCACUACGAGUAUAUGUAUGUGCAAUUUAAAAUGAUAAUCUAAUCUUAUCUCGAG